AUGAGAUUCCUCCUCCCAACCACCCUCACAGCCCUCAUCUCCCCUCUCCUCGCCCAAACAAUCACUCCAGCUCCAACCCCGACUUCCACAGCAGCUUGGUACGAAACCGGUCCCCCCUGGGCCUCAGACGACCCAGCAAAAUGGUCCUCGAUAUACAAUUCCCUCCUCUCCGACGGCAAAAUCCCUUCGACCCUGACCGCCGCACCCUGGCCAACUGGUAGUUGGGGCCCGGGACAAGGUCCCUGGGGCGGUCCUGGUUUCGGUCCUGGCGGUGGCCCAGGAAGGCACUGGGGUGGUCCCGAUGGCGUUGGUCCCUGGGGCAGUUCCAACUACGGUCCGUACAGCGACUGGGCUACGCGCUCGGACUGGCGCUCCGAGCCCUGGACGGCGUGGUGGGGCGGCACCAAGUGUCCGCCGUCUGAGUGGCCUGGGUGGACGGCCGGCCCGUGGAGUACGUCUGCACCGUGGACGAGUUGGGAGGGGUGCACGGCGAGUACGACGGCGACGAGCGUCGUCACGACGACGGUGAGCGGAGUUGUGGCGACGUCGACGGCGUAUGGGUUGCAGGUUGCGGCGGCGAGUGCGGAGCCACAGGAGCAGCAGGGUGCUGGGGGGAAGGCACAGGUGGGUGUUGGGGCGGUGGUUGGGGUUGCGGGUUUGGUGGGAGUUGUGAUGGGGUUGUAA
Bipolaris maydis ATCC 48331 is the source of this 684-nucleotide messenger RNA. RefSeq lists its product as uncharacterized. The record is from RefSeq and is a predicted model, not a curated record. NCBI's taxonomy places the organism in Eukaryota, Fungi, Ascomycota, Dothideomycetes, Pleosporales, Pleosporaceae.